UGAAGUUGCAGUAAUGCGACCAAUCAGAGCGCGUUUAAACGGAGCAUAGAUGACGUCGCGAGUCAGCCCGCAAGACUUGCUUACACUAGGCCAAUAACACUAAAGCCCGUAUUCAGAACUCGCUCUUAACACAUUCGCGACGGGGCGUUUGCUGGCUGUGCUUACCGUGGGUACGGGGCCGUUUUUUGUCAAAUGUUACAGUCGCGCAUAGGUUUAGAAAAAUUACUAUAACUUUUUAUGUAAUUAAUAUUUCAGUAUGAAAUUUUAAAGAAGGGAGCAUAGGACUUGUUUAUACACAAAAAUGAGAGUAGAUACUAGGUAAUAUUCCAUUUCAAAUUUCCUAAAAUCCUAGUUAAAUAUCUUUUGAAUAAAUAAAAAAGAGAAUAUAUUUUGAGGAUAGAUUUGUAGAGCGAUAAUCGAACACAAUACAGAGUGCUUAUUUACGGGACUCAUGUGCUGGUUUCGAUAAGUAGCGGCCAAACAAUGAAUAAGUAUAGAUACACGUAUAAAGGAAGAAACGAUAAGAAAAGAUAAAGCAUAUUAUUGGGAAAACAUUCCUCAGUUUAUUAUUAGUGUCUACAUAUGGAAAAAAUCUAGUAAUAAGUGGAAAAAAUGAUAUUUUUAAAGAAUAGUUAAACGAUAACUUAAAUGACGACAUAAAGCGUCAUCCGCACCCAAGGGAAAAUCUUAAAUGACGACAUUAGGCGUCAUCCGACGUGAAUGUGUUAAGGUCACUAACAGAGUCACUAUUAGUUAAAAGUGACUGCGCCGAGUUGUUAGUGACCGUAUUCAGAACUCGCUUUUAAGCCGCUUUUAGCUAAAGGCACGCUAACAGUGAGUAGCGUCUUCUAACAUGUACUUUCAACCGCGUUCGGAAUCAUUCGGGAAGACUCGGGCAUAUUCGAUUAUGUCCAGGUGUAUUCGGUGGCAUUCGGAAAGCGCGAACUUCAUAUUUGGUGCACAUACCAACCAUGUUUCAAAUUCGAAAUCACAAGAAUUCUCUUUCUUGAAGGUCACCAUGCAACGAAAAGAGAAUUUCACCAUCGAGGAAAAAGCGUUAGUCGUACAAUUUGUAAGCGACAAUCGUGAUAUAUUAGAGAAUAAAGCAAAUAAUACUAGAUUGCAAAAGAGUAGAAGAGACAAAUGGAUGGAACUAACAGAGAAAAUGGCAACGACUGGAAUUAAGAGGGAUUGGAAAGAUAUUAGAGGUGCAUAUCAGCGGUGGAAACUCGCAGCAAAGAAGACUAUUUCUUGCUAUCGCAAGCAUGCGACUGGUACAGGCGGAGGUCCUGCACUCCCAGAAUCUUCCGGGCUCGAUUUCACAAUCAGUGAAAUUUGCCCCGAAGAUUUUGUGGAGGACGAAAAUCCCCACGAUUCCGAUAGCCUAAGAAGAACGUACCCAACAUUGAACAAGGUGGAAAAGUCUGAGAAUGAAGUCACAUACGAACUGGAUCCGACAACUGGUGAAUUAGUACUUAUACAGUCGAACCUACCUCAGGCAGAUCCGUCGUGUUCCACGGAAAUUGGAAAAAGAAGUCAUGGGGAUAGGACCUCGCCUGAGCCAGUACCAAAGAAGAUAAAAAAGAAUAUGACAGCCUACGAAGUAGCCAUGCUCGAAUUGCAAACGAAAAAAAUGGAUGAAACGUUGCGUUAUAUGGAAGAAAAGCACAAUUUAGAAAUACAAAUUAUGAAGCCGGAACACGAUCUUAGAAUGGAAAUUUUGAAGGAACAGUUAGAGAAAGAAAGAUUUUUGCAAGGACCAGAAGAAAAGAAAAAUUGAGUUUUGCAAUUCGAUCAUGGCUGCUGUGUAAGGAAUUGCUGCGAGUUUCCACCGUCGAUGCAUCUGUAAUAUCUUUCCUAACUCACUUACUUACCAGUCACUGCUAUUUUCUUCGUUAGAUCUAUCCAUUUAUUUCUUUUGCUUUUUUGCAAUCUAGCAUUAUUCGUUUCAUUCUCUACUAGAUCACGAUUGUCGCUUACAAUUGUACAUAUGAUUUUUCAUUGAAAAAAACUUUUGUAAAUCUUUUUUCCUAUGAUUAUUAAAAACUUUUUACUUUUUUUACAUAUGUAUUUCUUAUUAUUAAUGGCAUGGGUAAAUGAGAAAUAAAAAUAUCAGCAUUAUAAUGUAAAACAAAGUUUCAUUUAUUGAAAUGAGAGCAAGAAAUCCACAAGUUUUUCGAAAGGAACUUGAUCCAUUUGAAUUGUUUAGUUUUCGUAGAACUUCUAGCAGAUAUCUUCAUCGAAAGGUAGUGUACAGAUUAUCAGAUAGGGCAGAUAGGUUAGAGCCUCAGCACCUCCAGCAAUGCAGGAACUCCUUCAUG
Molecule: messenger RNA, 2321 nt
Organism: Cephus cinctus (wheat stem sawfly)
Lineage: Eukaryota; Metazoa; Arthropoda; Insecta; Hymenoptera; Cephidae
Exons: 5
Coding region: 854-1780 (308 amino acids)
Source: RefSeq, a predicted model, not a curated record